This is a messenger RNA of Harmonia axyridis, 5706 nucleotides long. Its product is annotated as protein jim lovell. The record is from RefSeq and is a predicted model, not a curated record. Gene Ontology annotation, cellular component: nucleus. NCBI's taxonomy places the organism in Eukaryota, Metazoa, Arthropoda, Insecta, Coleoptera, Coccinellidae. Gene Ontology annotation, molecular function: DNA binding; protein binding. Gene Ontology annotation, biological process: regulation of transcription by RNA polymerase II. The transcript has 5 exons. Bases 269 to 2128 code for a protein of 619 amino acids.
AUGUGCAAGCUCGACACGCUGUUUCGGAAACGUUGGACGGUUGAGGUUGUUGCUAAGAUGGAAAACGCGCGUUUUUUAACUUAGCUGUUGUAUAGGGCAUGUUUUUUUGUUUGUUAACGGGGUUUUUGCGUUAUGUUCACGGUUGGGUAUGUGUGCUUUUGGUUGGUGUGAGAGUUUUGAGAAUGUUUGCUGUGGAAAUGAAAUUCAAAAUUCAGAAAGAGGAAUAUGAUACAUUCCUUCUGACCUUCGGCAAUAAACAAUCAAGACAAUGUCAGACGCACCUGACCAGCAAUAUAGUCUCAAGUGGAGCAAUCACCCCGACAACAUCCUGAAUGCGCUCGAUACCCUCCUACAAUCUGAAAACCUCGUAGAUGUCACCCUGAUCUGCGGCAAAUCGUCACUUCGAGCCCACAGAGUAAUACUGAGCGCCUGCUCCCCCUUUUUCCAGAAAAUUUUCGCUGAGACACCCUGUAAUCACCCGGUCGUGGUUCUGAACGAGUUCCAAGGAGCAGAGGUCCAAGCCUUGAUCAACUUCAUGUAUAGAGGAGAGGUAAGCGUUGCCCAUACGCGACUAGACGCUCUCAUGAAAGCCGCUGAGAGCCUACAGAUCAGGGGAUUGGCGGAUAAGAAGAAUCCCGAUCCCGUUCACGCUGUGAUCUACGAAGGUGACGAGAGUGGCUGUGGUAGCAAUUACCUGAAUCAAGCCAGCGGUUUGGGAGCCGCUGCUGCUGUGAGAUCACCUGCUGAAGGAUCUACGCCAGUGAGAAUAGGUUCCGUAUCACCAUCUACAUCAUCGACCUAUGACCAUCCGUCAAAACACGUAAGGCAGUCAUACAUGGAGGUUCCUACGACAAGGGCGGUAGAUUGUAUAUCGCCAACACCAAGGAGGAAACAAGCAAGGCCACGAAGGCGUUCUGGAGAUAACUGCAGCGUGCAAGACCUGUCAACUAGCUCGCCCAGGUCGCCAGUACAGCAGGAAGAAGUAGCAGAAAACUUGUGUAUAAAGAAAACUGAAGAGAGGCCUUUCCAAUCGAAGAGAGAAGUUAUCGAAGUAGCUGCUUCGUUGCCUGACCCACCACAGGCAGAUGUAGAAAUGAGAGAUUACAGGACUUCACCGAUUGUGCUGAACCAACCUCCGAUGGGUCUUAAUCAGGACAUGGAUAGUCAUCCUCACAUGCCGUUUCCACCAAUGCCGUCUGUAUCAGCUCUGGCUAUGACCCCACCUCAUGGAAAAUAUUUUGGAAUGGAGCCUCAGCCUUUAGGCCUGUUUCCUCCAGGUUUAGAGAACUGCAGGAAUCCGUUGUACGAAAUGGACCACAGGGCUCAGGAUCCUCAUGGGCUCGUCAAGAAAAAGAGUAAGUCCAGUGCAAACGAUCUAAUAGCAGGUUUAGAAAAUUUAUCGAUCGGAAAUAAAGAUCCAAAAGAUAACCCAAUUUUGAAGAAAAUUGCGAAAGUCGCACCCAAACGAAAACCCAGACCAAGGGUUGUUUCCAAGUUUGAUAAAUUUGGUAGACCUAAAGGACAACACUCAGCACCGAGAGGAGGGCCCCCAAGGUCGUGGACCAACUCAGAACUGACGAAUGCCCUUCAGCACGUGUGGAACAAGAAGAUGACCACGAGCCAGGCCUCUAGGGUGUUCGGCAUCCCUUACAACUCCCUCCUCAUGUACGUCCGAGGCAAAUACGGCAAGAGUCUCAAGCUGGAACAGCUGCGCAAAGACUGCAUAGGCGCAUCAAACCAAACUUCAGAUCUGAUGGCGGUGAACAGCACGAACAACAACAACACAGUCGUGAAGACAGAGAGGGAGGCAGAACCCAUGCAGCCCAACACCAGGCCAUCCAGCGUGGAGAGCCAACCCCCACCGCCAGCACAUCCACAUUUCUUGAACCCAUUCUUGAACAACUUCUACCCCGAGUUCAACAAUUUUCCCCUUCCCUUGAUGCACCAGUUCAUGCCGCAAAACGACAGGAGCAGGGAGCAUUUUAACCAGCCGCAGCAACAACCACAAGCUCAGCUUCCUUCUCCUGAGGUGGAUAACAGCAAUUCUGAAGCCCUCGAAGAAGACACUGAGCGUUUCAGGUCGCCCACGCGAUCUAUCGACGAACGUCAGCAGAACGGGCAGGAUUAGGAAGAAACCUGCUUCGACGCCAGGUUGGUCUCGUCGGGGUCCGCCAGAUGGGACUAUCAUGUAAAUUUGCUUCGUUUGUACAGACUUUAUUUUGACAUUAUUCAAAAUUGAGAAAAUUGAUUUUAUUGUAAUUCUGAUGUUAAAUUGGAGGAAGAGAGUAAAUUGGGGCAAUAUUAUUAUAGUGACUGAUAUAGGUGAAAAUUUUUAAGGAAGUUUUUAAACGUUCUCUUGUUGAACCGUGAAUUUAUUUGUGUGAUCACUGCUAAGUGGCUCGUUGUUCAUAAUAUGUUAUUUAGGCUAAGGAUUGUAUGUGCUUCCUAAUUUCUUUGUUCUCAAUACUAAAUAUCGACUCUUGCUCUUGGAGCGAGCGUCGACUGUUGAUGAAGUGGGGAAGAAACACUUCCUACGAUUUUAAUUGAAAUAAGACUGAUAUACUAAUUGCAAUGCCAACAUGAUUCGUUCGAAAUAUAUUUUGUUUAUCUCACAGUAACAGUUCCUGAAGAUAUUUUACAGAAAGAUUUCUACAGAUUUUUUAACAGAUAUAUCUACAACGAUACGCUAUAUACAAGUUUUCGUUUUUACAUAUCCAAAUAUACAAUAUAAUGAAGUUAACGUUGUUAAUACUCAUUUACAGAAUGAUCCGGUUUUGUUUCUUGAUGGGAAUUUUGGGAUAAUUUCGAUCACGUGGUCACUCUCUAACGAACAGUUUACAAUAUUUGUAAAAUCUCGAUUCAAAUGAAUCGAAAUUAUACUGAAAUAUCCCAGAAAUAUUUCCAUAAACAGUGGUACUCAAAUCUUGAUAUUUCCAAUAUCAAUUACGAAGCGAAAUAUCAAGCAAUUUUUUUUUUCGUAUAGAGAAACAUUUUUAAUAAACGAUAGGAUUUUUCACAGAUUGAGAUCGAUAUACCAAUAUUAUUUGGCAAUAGCUCAGAUAUUUUUGUACCUACCGAUUCUAAUGCAACUUAGCUAUUUACAUUCUUCAGUUAUGGCGACCAUUUCCGAUUCUCUGAUGUUCAUCAUUCAUAAAAAAAUUUCAAAGCGGUUUAACAACUUUCGACGUGAAAAAAAAUUGUACAAAGUCUAUGUUGACGCAAAUUUAUGUAAGAAAUACAGGUUCAAGUAAAGUAGUUUCGAUGUAAUGAAUAUACAAAUUGAAGAAAUACAGGAUAUACGUGAAAUUGUUGAAAAAAAAAUUUGUAAAAAUUAUAUUAAGGCACCCAUUAGGUAUACGGUCAACUUGUACAAAUUUCGAUAUGAUCGAAGGAUUAUAUUUCUCGGAGUUCUUCGGAUAUCUGUAAAUAUUCUCUAGUUUUAAUCCGGAACUGUUUGAAAUCUACGGUUUGAUCAUAUUUUUGGCGCCAAAAUAUAGCCGCUUUUUCACUCUUUGAAUUACGGAAAUUCUGAUAGCUUUAGGAUAGACAUAUGGUAACUCAAUUUCAGUGCUUUUUUUUCUCACCAAUCUGUAACGAACAAAUAAGAAGACACAUCACUAGUAUAAAAAUUUCUUUCUGGAUCGUCUCAAGAGUACUAGAAAUAAUUUUUUCGACUCAUUCAAGUGGAACGUUCAACAAUGAUUUCACUGUGAAAAUGUGUUUCUACUCUUGAGAUGACUCAUCGAAGGCCUUUUCUAAAAUGUUCUUUUGACAAUUUGGCCCAUCACUAGGCUGGAAUUUUUCAGUUGGAAAACUUUCUCCUCAUUCCCGAAAUGACGGAGAAAAUUUUCCAUGGAAAAAGGAUUCGAUAUCAGGAACAUUCUGAUGGCUGUUGUAACAGUAUUUUUAUGUCUAUUUUGCUAUACCUAAUAUUUUUAGGAUUCUUGAAAUGUGAUAAACUCAUCCCUCCUUGGGAUGGACACUAGAUACUAGAUUUAGAAGAACACAUUGGUUAUUUUUCCUGUCUGAAUCGUAACCAAUGUUUUCGCUAUAAGUUCAAUAUGUGUUACCAAUUUGUUCUUUCUUUUAAAUUAUUUCACCUCUAAUUCUUCUAUAUAUUUUUGUACAUUUUUCAAUCCAUAGACUGGUUGUGCUCAUUUUGAAAGUUUUAAUGACAGAAAAACAAUCAUAGCUCAUACAAUAGAUCCGUACUAUAUAUUUAAUCACCUGAGAGCCACCUGCUUUUUUUUUUGUUCCUCGUUAUUUUAUUGCCAAACUCUUAUUCUGCCAAAUAGUUAUCAUUCUCAGCUUUAGUUUAACAUAGUUUGAAAGAUGUGGCAGGUCUGGCUCAGGGUCCAAGUUCCUUUUGUACAAUUCAAAACUGCAAGGAUUCACAACACUUGACACUCUGUUUUGUUGAAACUGAAAUCAUCGAGAGAAAUACCGUGAAGAAUCGAUUUUAUCAAGAAGAACUGCACAAGUCACUAUAUCUCAAUAUAGCACCUAGAAAAUCUAAUCAAAACAUAGAUUAUUUCUUCUGUUGUUAUUUCUCUGAAUGAAUUCGGAUUGUUUUGGUUCUGCCUGUUGAAAAUUUUCUAAAGAGUUAUGAAUCUUUGCCUUCAUAUUCAACAAAAUGGUGCUGGUAAAUUUUAAGUUGUACAUAAUACUAAUCUAAACAGAGACAUUCCUAUCAAAGUAUUAUUAUCAUUAAUUAUGUUUUUUCCACACAAUUCAAUGUGUGUAACUGUAUUUUAUUUCUGUCAAGUUCCUCAAUGUUAUUUUAAUUUGGAAAAAUUAGAAACUCCGGUCCUGGAUAUUAUUCACCGCUUGAAAAUUCACAAAUCAAAAAUAGUUUAUUUAAUUGAAUUGGCUACAUAAAAUAAUAUGUAAUAGUGAAAUUUUAAAGUUGUACUAACCACCGUUUUUUUUAUUGUUUUUUGAGUUUUUGAUUUUUCCAACUAUAAUUUUAUUUUUGUGUUUUAGCACCUUGUCCUCAAAUAAAACUUGUACACAUAUAAUAGACAAUAUCGAACAGGGUAUAUUUUUACAUUGAACCAACAUAAGGUAUACCUUUUUUUUCGUCUACUUUUGGUGAUUAUGUCUGUCUAUAGUGCAAUAAAAAAAAUUAAUUUGAAAAAUUUGGAUCUACGCGUCGGAGCUAGAAAAAAUUAUCACGAUGUUUUCGAGAACCGACGCCUUGUAAAAAUAUAUUUAAUGUAAAUUUCGAGAAUUUUCAAAAUUCUGAAAAAAAGGAACGUUACCCCUGGCAUAAUGUAAAAAUUCAAUGUUGCAAAUCUUAUAGGGUGCAAUUUGUAAAAAUAAUUAGCUCUAGGUUCAUAACGAAGGCGCCUCGUACCUCAGUUUAUUUCAUCAAUCUGAAAAACAGGGUAAAAUGAAAAAAUAUCCAUAGAAUUUAUUUAGAUAAAAAUGCAAUAUAUAAAGUAUACAAAAAACAAAACGAAGAGAAUACAGUAUACAAUAGAGUGCAAUCAUAAAAACGAAUUAGUUUUUCAUCCAACAAAAAAAAACAAAUGGUGAAGAAUUACUUCGUUUUAAUGUACGAGGUGGCAGAAGCGUAAAACGCAUAAUGAAAUUAUAUUAAAAAUAUUGUAGGUACUUACAUUAUUAAAUUAGAUAUUUGAUAUAUAGGUAGUACUAGUUUUUGAAGAUGUUAAAAUAAAAUCGAAUAAAGCUUCGUGAAAAAAA